ACACCGCUCAUAUCAGUUAAGAACUCUAAUGCGAAAUAAUUCUAGAACAUAAAACAUUCCUAAGGCCGUUUCCCUUUCAUUCGCACAUAUGCGUUGACAUGUUGUUUGGUAAUAUUGCGUAGAAAUAUGCGUUGCGUACGAGCGAGCGAGACCCACGCUUGUGUGCGUGUGUUUGCGUCCCAAAGGUCGAGGGAUGCUUACUAUGUUUACGAUAUGCGGUUUACGAUGCGACCAUGACUCAUGCGACGCUUAUGCGUUUGGGCUCAUUGGAUAAUGUUGUCACCGAUGACCAUUGUCGCUUAAUGUGCGCGAGUAUGUGUGUGUGUGAUUGCGGCAUUGCAUGGAAUGCAGUGUGCCAACAAUAAAUAAAAACAAAUAAUAAGUGACUUAUCAAGCGGAAACCGUGCCUUUCUCACGUAGCCAAAGGAUCGCGUAAUAUUAUGGAUUGGCUCGCUUGAUGUCCAGUUUCGAAUGGAUGUGUCCAUCACGCAAAAAUGAUGGACCAUUCCCAUUAGAGACACCGUUUGAUAAGGGUUGUGAACAAAAUAGAGCCAAAAGUAAACAACGACAGCAAGCCGAAAAUAAGACCGUACCGCGCUGCACCUGACCUUGACAUUUCAUUCAUUAAAAGAGAGAAGAAAAAAAACUCUGAAGAAACGCUAGAGCGUGCCUUCUUGUGCGCUGUGUUUAAGAUCGAUAUGUUGCAUUUAGAAAAUAGAUUUGAAGCAAUGCGCUAAAAUGCGAAGUAAAGAAUGGUGUACAGCCACAGGCGGAAUGAAAUAAGAACGGUAGAAACUUUAGCUGAAUAGUGAAAGCAAUUGAACGCAUGCCAAAUCCAAAUGAAAACAUUACCCAACAUCACGAGAGAGAGAGAGAGCGAGAUAGCAUUCGUUGUGUGCAAAGGGUAGAGGGGAAUGAGUAUGUUUCGCUAUGUUCAACUUAAUGAACUAAUUUGCCCUAAGUAGGCUUCUAUCGUAUCUAUACGCAAGCGAAACGUGAAUUGCAAGGGGUGAGAAGGUUAAUCAAGCAAUCAGCAUCGUGCGAAGGGCCACCGGUUUUUUUCAUGUUGAUUACAACACAGCUGGAAUCCAUGCUCAACUGCAUGCGCUAGCUGCUACAACACGAUAGAACCGGAACAACAUGUGGCCGCCGUUGGUCGGUUGUGGCAUACAGAAUGCUUCAGAUGUUCGGUUUGUGAUGCACGACUGUCGAGCUGGUAUUUCGAGAAGGAUGGUAUGCUCUUCUGUAGGGAUGAUCAUUGGUCGAAGUUUGGCGAGCGCUGUCAGCAGUGUACGGAGUUUAUCUCCGGACCUGCGAUGUUUGCCGGUGAUCACAAAUUCCAUCCGGAAUGUUUUCGUUGCGAACUGUGUAAAGUGUUUAUUGGCGACCGGGAACCUUACGCACUGCUGGAACGAUCGAAUCUAUACUGUGGCGCGUGUUACAACACUAAAAAGACAGCAUUGGAAGUGAAUCGAAAUGAUACGAUAGUUUUACCAUCGAAAGACCGGCACAAACUGCCGCAUUCCAUCCGGCUGGUGGAGAUACCCUGGAGCGGCAAUCGAUCUGAUCGUAUCCGUUUGGCAACGGACGAAAAACCGUACAGUACGACCGGGAAGGGUGUUGCCAACGGAUGCAAAUGCGUUAGAAUAACGGAGGUGUUCUGUACCGCGUACGGACAGAUAGGAAAGUACAUUUUCUCGUGUAUUAAUACCGCGUUGGAUUCGUGCUGUGGUUUCUUUCACUUUAGAGUAACGCUCAAGUCAGAUUUGAUGUCUCUCCGGGUUGGCGAUAAGGUGCUGGAAGUGAACGGUACACCCGUACGCGACGUACCGCUGGAUAGUUUGCAAAAUCUCAUCGAAGCCUCAGCGGGGAAAGCACUUCAGCUGACGGUGGAACACGAUCCGGAAAUUGUUGAGCAACCGGCGCCGACAGUUAACAGUGGCGAAGGAGUCCUCUCUGCUUCUUAUAGUGGUACAUCAAACUGUCCAGAUGAGUUAAACAAUAACGAGGAUGAUGAAUCUACACGGAGUCUAUCGCCCAGUAAGCUUGAGCGCAUAUUCAAAAAGAAGGAUGAAGGUUACAUGAGUGGAUCGUCGAGAAAGUUACAGAAACGUUUAAAGGAUGUCAAUUGCAAUACUGCUACCAAUAGUUUAAAGGAGAAGGAACGCAGCUCAAGCAUGUCCCGGUUGCUAGACGAACAUCGCACCAUACCUACGGGUAAUGAAUUUUACGACCUCUCGCGAACAAAAUCAUUUCGCGUGGAAACGAAAGAGGCACGCAUCUUCCGUGCUUCGGAUCUGGUGCAGGGCGAACUACUGGGGAAGGGAUUUUUUGGACAAGUGUUCAAAGUGACGCAUCGCGUUACCCAGGAAGUAAUGGUGCUAAAGGAGCUGUACCGUGUCGAUGAGGAAGCGCAGAAAAAUUUUCUCAAAGAGGUUGCCGUGCUGCGGUCUCUUUCGCAUCACAACGUGCUCCGGUUCAUUGGUGUGCUGUACAAGGACAAAAGGUUGCAUCUCGUGACGGAAUUCAUACCGGGCGGUUCGUUGAAGGAGUUGAUACACGAUUCCGGCCAACCGCUUAGCUGGGAACAGCGGAUAUCGUUUGCACGGGAUAUUUCGUGCGGCAUGAGUUACCUACACUCGAUGAACAUCAUUCAUCGGGAUCUAAAUUCACUCAACUGUUUGGUGCGCGAGAACGGUACGGUGAUUGUGGCCGAUUUCGGCCUGGCACGGAUCAUCAAUCAACCGUUGAUAAGUACCACGGCGUAUGAAAAAUGUACCGUACCAUCCAAUGGCAAUGGUACGAUCGGACGCAGGGGACGACCGCGCCGGCAACGAUAUACGGUGGUGGGAAACCCGUACUGGAUGGCACCGGAAAUGAUGCGCGGCAACAGGUACGAUGAAAAGGUGGACAUCUUCUCGUUCGGCAUCAUGCUGUGUGAGAUCAUUGGACGUGUGCAGGCCGAUCCGGAUUAUUUGCCUCGCCUGCCAGACUUUGGGCUGAACGAGAAAGUUUUUCGGGAAAAAUUUUGCGGCCAAUGUCCGGAGCCUUUCUACAAGAUUGCCUUCCUGUGCUGUGAUUUGAACCCAGAUAAGCGGCCUCCAUUUCAUGUACAGCAGGGUUGGCUUGAAACAAUGGCCACUGUAGCAGCCCUACAGCGUCCCAUUCCGUCAAGAAUCGUCGAUGAAAUCGAGAACUUUAAGGGUCUGCAAAGCACGGAAUCAAGUUUGUGUACAACUCCGGACGGUUUAACGACUCCUCCACCUUCAUCCGUUGGCUAUGGUCUUAAACCAUCGCUCAGCCGGAAGCGCAUUUGUGAGGGAAAGGAAGAAGACCAUGCGGAACGGCAACCUAAGAUGACCGAUGUACAAACGACGAGUCUAGACAUGGUGGACGGUGUGUGUAAUGUGCCUGUAGAUAGUAAUGUUCGUAUGUCAUGUGCCACCAUCAGUGCUGCUCCGCCUACGGAAGGAAUCAACGGUGCAUCUGCGCCUACACAACCAGCUGCAGGAGGGCCAGGUUUCAUUGUUGUGGAUUUUAACGAUAUACCAAAGUCACCACAUCUCGGGAAAGAUUUCUCCGCCAACGGGGAUCGCAUACGCGACAGUAUACGUGCGAAACGACGCCAGCGUAUGAUGUUGAGUCGAGAGAAUCAACGAAAAUCACUCGAUUCUAGUUUGUUAGCUGCUCGGCUUGGUCCUACAGAUCGGUUAACCGAUACAAGCGGUACGACCGAUGACGGUUGCGCCUCGGAACCGAUCAGUUUAAUCAUGACAAGUGAAAUGAUUGCAAAGGAAGCUACUGGUAAUGUGAUUGAACGACCAUCAACGGACCAGUUACUUGCUUCGGUAAAAGAUAGCUUGGAGCGUAAUGAAUCCUCGCGUCAGCAAGGAUCGCAAACACGUGACCAACAGAUUACUGUUGGAGAUGAAAGUACCGUCGUGGAUGAACAGUUAACACAACAGAAAACGAAACAUUACGGUGAGAAAGGUUUCAUAAUUCACCUUCAAAAUGGACACCUUACGCUGAACAAUGUGCGCGAUCUGGAGAACUGUUCGGACUUUGAUUCGAGUUGCGAUACCAGUUUGAACUACAUGGAAGUAAACGGCAAUCGAGUGGACAAUGAAGGAUGCGAAUCGAUCGUCAGUCACGCAGAAAGCUGUGUAACUAAUGUAACCCACACGCUUACGGAUCGUGAAAGAGCCAUCUUUCCUUUAGGUGAACGUAAAAAGUGUGAAAAAGAAAACAUUGCGCUUGAUGAAGGAUUGAAACCCCUGCCUGUGGAAACCAAAAAGAAUUUUUCUUCAUUGAAAGCUACCUCCCCAUUGGCAUCGAUUCCUCCGGAAAGUAACAGCACAACAGCGAGGUUGGUGGAUGGUAGUGUCAUGGCGGUGAAAAGAGAGGAAAAAUCAUUAUCCGCCAGUGCUCAUAAAGCCGUCCAAUAUACCAGGAAGUUGUUCCGCGUUGCUGAUCCUUCCACGGGUGCAAGUACACCAUCCAGCUCUAAACAUAACCAAGACAUUGCUGGAACGCAUCGUUCGAGUGCAACAGCGGGCAUGAAAAAAGCUGGACACGUCCGUACGGCUUCAUCGGAACGGUCGAUAUUUUCUACCAAACAAAAAAUAUCUCCCACGUCCGAUCCAGAGCCGCAAACUGGAUUUGGGGGAACGACCUCCACAGCAACGCUGAUCGCGAACGAUCAAGUGAUGGGCGAUCGUACCGGUAAAUCAAAUGUUGUAAAACCAUCUGUCCAUACUAUGGUGCAUUCGUACAAAUCUAAACCAAAUGAAACUGCAGAUGUUAGUCACAGGGGGCAAACGUUACGGUUAUCGUCAGGGAAACGCACUGGCGGGGUGGUUGGGAAGUCUGGAAGUCGAAGUAAAACGCCUGUAGUUGCUGACAGUGCGGUUUGUGUCGAUGGGAUGAUCCCAUCCAGUGGCAAACCUCCGAUCAGUUGUACCGGCGGUGGUGUAAGUUCUGCUGGCAACCUGCUCAAGAUGAGCAAGGGCCGUACGUAUCGUCCUGUAGAGCGGAUGACCGUGCACUACAAUGAAGUUCGUGCCAGCUCAGGUAGUAGGGAAAAGUAUACAUCGACACUUUCGCCAACGGUCGGCAGAAGUGGUAAUAAUUCACGUCCAGAGUCUCCUUCACAGGCAGCUCCCAAUGGAAGCCGGUCAGUUGCUGGCAGCACUAGCAAUGGUUGUCGCAGCAUUGGCAUUCUUUCCCCAGCUAGCAUUAGACGACUUAACGCUCGUCUGGUAGAGGCGCGCAAGGUAAAUACCGGUUCGUCGCAGGACCAAUCGGGGGCGGCAGCAUUUAAGGGCAAAGCAGUUGGCCCAAUGCUACCCCUGCAAGGUAUAACGAAAGGGCCUGGAAUGGCACGCAAAGUGCCAUUGUCUCCGUCUAGUCCGGUGCGUGGUGGCCCGGUACAUGGUAGUGUCGUGGCCGGAUGCAUUAGAGAGCGAAAGGUGCUAUCACCGACCGCCCUUGUCAAGGUGCCCAAGUAAGUAGAGCGGACAAAUUGCUUGCUCACAAUUAAAAUAGUACCUUUUAAACGUUUAUUGUCGUUUAAGACACAACACACAAAUUAACUGCUCAGCUAACGAUCUUAGGGAAACGGACGUUCGUUAUUGAAAGUUAUAUAGAAUCUUGACAGAAGAUUCUUAGCUACUCGCUAAGUAAAAAUGUGCUACGAUUCGUGCUAAAGUGGCUCAACAAACUCUAGUAACGGAUGAUACUUUCACGUGGGGACGUGCUACCGUUUAAAAUCAAUUUCUCAAGGCACCUUCUUAUUCCGUGCACCUCUUGUUCCAGGCACAAUUCUACUCAGAUAGCCACCUUUAUUAAUUCUCUCCCAACACAAAACAGUGUAUACAGAAAAAAGUGCGAAAAUCUGUACUGGUGUUACAAGACUCGGUUCAUGGCCUCACGAUUACUUUAGGAAGAUGACAUUAGACGCGUUACUGCGUGUGACUGUGUUGGUGGUGGAGCGAGCCUGCUCGCACCAUUUACACACGCAUGUGAAAGUUUAACGUGCAAAGACGAUUUCAUGUAUUUGUGUAUAGAUAAUGUGUAGAUUUAUUAGGUUUUUAUUCCAUGCAAAUGCCAUUUUUGGUUCGAAAAUUACGAUAUUCCAGAGCGACUAUAAAUUCCCAUUCCCUGUUUGAACUGAAUGACGAAAUGUCUUAUAAAGAACUUAAGCUUUUUUUUACAAUUUCAAACACUUUGUUUGUGUUUGUUCUUUUAACAACUUUAAGAUUUUUUUUCCUCUCGUGUGUAUCCCUAAAUGAUCUCGCUUUUUCUCCCGCUCUCUCUCUCUCUCUCUCGCUCUGACUGAUACUUAGCCUCGAGUAGUUUUUUGUCUCGAUUUUUUUUCUGAAACGAUUGUAAAACUUAUUACACUUAAAUCAUUGCAAAUUAUUUUUUGCUUUCUUCCUUUCAAAUUGUACUAAAUGUAUAACGACACGAUUAAUAGAGGAGAUCCCCCUUCUCCCCAAAAAUAGCAAGAUGAAGUUACUAACCGGACUGUGAUAUUGUGGUAUAUAUAUAUACAUAGCACGUCGUUCUAGUGUGCGCGCAUACAUACAUUUUCUUUCAUGCGUUUACACUUAGAUAAGAAUGGCCGGUGGCCACCAAGCCAUGUAAAAGAUUGCAAACUAAAAAAGACAAUGCGUAAGCAGGAUACGAUGGACAAGUGGCACGCGCCACUAGUGGUGUGCGUUUAGCGUUCCAAAUUUUAUUAAUGCUCUAAGUUUUAGCGAACUUUUAUUCACAAACACCAUUUUAAGUUAGCUUUAAGUAGUUGCUAGCAGUGCGUUAGGGGGGCAGUACGUUCUUGGUGUUGUUAGUCAAGAGACGUGGCGUGAGAGGACAGAAAUGAAACGAAAAAAAAAACACAAAAGAAGCGAUGAUACGAUCUGGGAAAUCGAUAUGAAACCUAGAAAUGCAAUGUAAAGUGCAACAAGAUUGUAAUGUGUAAAGUAGAUAGUAAUAAGUAAUGUUAGCAAGUAAAGCGAAAUGGUUAGAAGUGUAAAGUUGGUGCAAUGUACAAGGGACGCUUCCCUUUGUUCACACAAGGAAUAUGGAGUCGGUUUAUACUAAGCGGUGCAAAAGUUCUAUAGGAAAUUAACAGUGAAAUGUGCAUUAGAACUAUUCCAAAAUGAAAUAUUUUUGAUUUGCAAUAUGCGGAAUGUAUGAAAUGUGUGUUUAAAAAAAUCGGUUCGAUCGGAUGAUCGAUACAAGUGCAAUAUACCAUCGGUGGUAAUGGCAUAAAAGUGUGAACCGUGUAAGUAUUUGGAGCAAUAUGAAAGUUUUUUGUAAACCUUAAUCAACUUUAAAUCCGUUUUUGCCUUCAACUUUUUUUUGCCUCGAACUGGGAAGGUUUUGAUCCUACUGCAUGUGCCGGGUAAUGCAAGCCACCCUGUGCACAGGAUGUAUGUAAAAUGUAUUAAUUUAUUGUUCAAUUUUUUCGACUUUCCGGCCGAACAAAAGCGCGCACAAAGGAAAUUUUAUGCAGCGAAAAAGAAGAAUUGUGUUUUUUGUUUCGUGUGUGUGUGUGUAUGUCUCAUUGAACACUCUCCAAAAGAAUACACACAAAAUGGUGAAACAUUUUUGCCGAUAUUUACUAGUUACAUGCCGAUCAAUUCCGGUUUUUUCGCAAUGAGGCACAGUUUGCGGCAACAUGGUGGUGGGUGUGUUUGGAUGUUGAGUCGCAAUGUUUGAAUUUUCUACUGGCCACAGGAUAACCCUCUGUUUCGCAUGGCAUGGUUUUUCUUUUUCUGGUGCAAAUGGCGAUUAUUUUUAUCGCGUCCAAGUGCGUUGGCGGAAAAGUGCAUUGUUGUGUUAAUAUAUUUUUUUCCUUCUUUUAUUUUGUUCUGAAUGUUGUGCAUUGUAUCUGCACGGUUAGACGCGCUUGGAUUGAUACGCAACCUUUGGGUCGCGUGUAUCCUUCGUGUGUGUGUUUGGAAAAUGCUUAUUUUCCGUUACGAUGUUUCCGGCGACAAAUACAAAAAAAAGCUCCCGAAAAUGUUAUUAACGGUGCAUUAUUUAUGUGUUAUCGAAAACAAGACUUUUGCAUCCAGCCGCGUAGAACAAUGGCGCAUCGUAACAAAGAUGGCGUAAAAUGGAGUUGAAACAAAAAUAGAUGGGAAAAUUGGCAGGAAAUGUAAAAUGUGGAAUGUUUAAUUUUAAUUUGUUUGUAAAGUAAGGAAAACAGCAAAAGAUUUCUUCCAUGUACCAAGCAUGGAGAUUCGCGUGUAUUAACACGCAGGUCAGGGAUAUUGGAAACCGAAUCAUAAAGGAUACUUAAAGUCUGUAAAUGAAUCAUUUCAUUUAUGUACACGUUAACCAGUGGCAGGGUGGAAAAAACAUCGUUAAACACUAUUCCAAGCAAGUAAAAGUCAUGCCACAGAGACGGUAGGAUACGUUUUAUUUGACACUAAUUUAUUAACACACUGAUAAAUGCUUCUUCUUCUUGCCAUCUUUACUCGUUGCAAAACAAUAAUCGAGCAAAGGCAAUGCACGAGUUUUAUAACUAUGUGUUACACACUGCUGGCUGAUUGGAUAUGUGUUAAUACUUUUUCUAAUCGUAAUAAAGUUAAAUAUGGUACAGAAAA
This is a messenger RNA of Anopheles funestus (African malaria mosquito), 8615 nucleotides long. RefSeq names its product LIM domain kinase 1 (gene LIMK1). Gene Ontology annotation, biological process: actin cytoskeleton organization; protein phosphorylation. Bases 1236 to 5507 code for a protein of 1423 amino acids. The transcript is spliced from 9 exons. Gene Ontology annotation, cellular component: cytoplasm; nucleus. The record is from RefSeq and is a predicted model, not a curated record. Lineage: Eukaryota; Metazoa; Arthropoda; Insecta; Diptera; Culicidae. Gene Ontology annotation, molecular function: protein binding; protein serine/threonine kinase activity; ATP binding.